Molecule: messenger RNA, 1308 nt
Organism: Cuscuta europaea
Lineage: Eukaryota; Viridiplantae; Streptophyta; Magnoliopsida; Solanales; Convolvulaceae
Source: the annotation of a GenBank genome assembly
AUUUUUUAACAUUUUAACCCAAAAGCAUGAUGCCUAAUGUCAGUAAUGAAAGUAUGAAACCAGUAUUCAUUUCAUCAUUUGCCUUAUAAAGACACUCUGAAACUCCCAAGACUAAGCAGUCAAGUACUUGUUUUUCCGGAUCAUUUCCCGAGGCUCGAUGGAUUCUUCGCACCUGCAUGGCAGAGACCCUCCUCUCCGCCCUCCUCCUAUCUGGGUCACUGAUUCCUUAUUCGGGUUAUCCGAUAACUCGUCUUCCGGGUUGAGCACGCCCUUUGGGUCACUCGACUCGACCCGCACCGCAACAGAGAGCGAUGACGAAGAUGAAGAAUACGAGGAAGAAGGAUUCCUUGCCGAGUUAACUCGCCAAAUCGCUGCUUAUACGCUCCAAGGUGAAGAUGAAGAAGAAUACGAAGACCCAAAUAUCCUUCUUGAAGAUCCUAAAAAUAUUUCAAGUGCCCCAGAAAUUUCCCCCAAACUCGAGGAGGUUGACACGACGGAAGAUAAAUUGUCCGCAAGGAAACAGAGCAGGUCUGCUCCGCGAAGAAGACGAGUCUCGAGAACCGAGUCAGCUCAUAAGCGAGUUGAGGAGGGAGCGGAGCAGAAGAAGGGGAGAAGAAGAGGCGGCGGCGGAAAGGCUCAAAAGCUGAAAAGCGGGUCGGGUAUGCAGGCGAUUUUCCUCGGCGGGUCGGGUCACGGAACCGGCGUCUCCAGUGGUGGGACCGGCGUAUUCCUACCCCGCGGAAUCAACCACUCCGGACAAACAGAACCUAAGAUGAAAUCAGGGUGUUCAACUGUCUUAAUACCUACAAGAGUACUGCACGUUCUACAGCUGCACCACAACAACAAGUCGCAAUCAAAAAGCUGUGCUGUCCCUCUGACCAAUCUACCCUCCAAACAUGAGCCACUUUCAGACGUUGAAGCACAACCCGAAAUGAAUGUGGAGGAGAUGCAGCUACCCCAAGAGUGGACUUAUUAGUGUCACAAUUAUGCUAGGGUUAAGUUACAUUUGUGUACAUAAUAUGUUACAUUUUUUGUUGUAUUAUGAUUAAUGUUUAAUUAGCAAAUGUAGGUAGAUGGAAAGGAUUAGGAAGUAAUAAUAAUGAUAAUACAAGCUAAGGGGAAAUAAUGAAUGGUCAGAAUUUCCAAUGGAUUGAUAAAUCGGAACUCUGGCUGGCUUUCUGGUUGACAAGAUCAGCCUUCAUUUUUUCUCUUAGGAGAAAAGUUCAUUGAAGGAUAGGUUGUGGAGUGGUCCAAAUAAUUAAAAAUGAAAUUCCUGUUUGUAUAAUAAUCAAGAUGUGAUUUAUUCUU